Messenger RNA from Clarias gariepinus (North African catfish), 3486 nucleotides. It is a transcript of the gene map7a, whose product is annotated as microtubule-associated protein 7a. Gene Ontology annotation, cellular component: microtubule cytoskeleton. The record is from RefSeq and is a predicted model, not a curated record. The transcript is spliced from 14 exons. Gene Ontology annotation, biological process: microtubule cytoskeleton organization. The coding region runs from base 49 to 1821 and encodes 590 amino acids. Lineage: Eukaryota; Metazoa; Chordata; Actinopteri; Siluriformes; Clariidae.
UCCUUGAGCGGAUACAGCACAGAGGAGAAUCAGGGUGUAACAUUCACAAUGCCAGCUCCAUGUAUAAGCCUGGCAGGGCAGCAGAGAAUCUGGAUGCAGGCUGGCAAGGCAACACUCCCGAGACUCUCCAUCCAUCCAGAGGAAGACAAGAUGAAAGAAUCCAACCUUGAUGUAAAGUCCAAACCGGAGCAGAAGCGCCGGUCCUUUUCUUCCCCAACUCACAUCAGUAACCAGAAAAGAAACGGAAAUGCUGCUGCAGAGUCUCCCGCGCUGAAUGUAGAUGAAAGACUGCGACUGGCUCGAGAAAGAAGAGAGGAGCAUCUCAAACAGCUGGCAUCACGAGAGCAUGGCUGGCUGGCCAGGGAGGAGAGAGCCCGACGGUUCUAUGAGAAACACCUGGAGGAACGUCGGAAAAAGCUGGAGGAGCAAAGGCAGAGGGAGGAGAAAAGGAGGAAUGCUGUGGAGGAGAAACGCAGACAGAGGCUCAGAGAAGAGCGAGAACGGUACGAGUCUGUGGUGCAGAAGACUAUAGAGAGGAGCCAGAAAGCCAAGCAGAGAAGUUCACAGAGGAGAGUGUGCAAUACUAAGAACAACACAAAUGCUAAACGCCGCUCUCUUAGUCAGUGGGAGAUAAACCUGAUUAAUCGCCUUCAGACCCCUACCAUCUCUUAUCUAGCCAGGAGCAGGAGUGCUGUAUGUCUGUCCAGAGGAGAAGUUGUUCAUAUUUGUCGACGUGCAGUUUCAUGCCACACUGUGACCAAUAGCAGCGCUCCGAAACCUGUUGGAACAUCAACACGCAGCAAGAUCAUAAAGCCUGGGAUGAUCAAUGGCAGCCAUCAAACCUCAAAACCGGGCUCAUAUCUUGAGAGACGAGAACAGAAAAAGCCUCAGUCUCACACAGCCUGUGAUAAAGUCACGUCCACAUCAGAGACAGAGAACAAAACAAUAUCCUCACUAACAGGAUUGCGGGAGACUUUGAGAGUGUCCCCCAGUCAGGAGUGUUUGCCCCCUCUGCCUGAAGAGGAAGGUCCGGAGGAGGGGAACACACCUCCCAACAACACACAUCAGCCUCAGCGUGACCAGUCAGCUGCUGUGGGUUUGCGCGAGGAUGUUGGGUGUGAUGGACAGGUUCAGGAGAACCCAGACUCUAAUAGACCUGUGGCAGUUCCUGCAUGCCCUCACACUCCUAAUGAACGAAGUCUCAGACUCCAGAGCAGACCCUCAGCCGGAACCACAGACCCUGAGGAGGCUUCACGUCUGCUGGCAGAGAAGAGACGACAAGCUCGAGUGCAGAGAGAAAGAGAGGAAGAAGAACGCAGGCAGAGGGAGGAAAUGGAGCGAGCCAGGCAUGAGGCAGAGGCUCAGUGUAAGGAGAAAGGGAUGAGGGAGGAGGAAGAACAAAAGAAGGCAGAAGAGGAAAAGGCCCAGAGGCAGAGAGAGGAGGAGAGGAGACUUCAGCAACAGAAAGAAGAAGCCGACGAGAAGCUGAGGCUGGAGAGAGAAACGCGAUUCCAGAGAGAGGAAACCGAGCGGCAGGAGAGGAAGAAGCGGUUAGAAGAAAUUAUGAAAAGAACAAGAGGAACAGAUGCUGAGAAGAAAUCUGUGUUCGCCUCCCCGACGCUGAAUGAGAAUGUAAAACCCAUCCACAGCCUCCCCUUAGAGGAUGUGAUCAAGCUUCCCAGUCCGAGCAAAGGCUCAAUGAUGAGCUUAGCCGAUGAGGAGGACAUACUUCCUACAGUGGCCUUCAAGGAUCGCAGGUCCAUCCGUACCCUCACAGGUCUGGAGGAGAUCCAGGCCCAUCAAAGGGCAGAAGUCAUUUAAAGAUGUGAAGAUCUCCAAGGAGUCUGAAACUCUGUACUUUAUGUAUGAAAACAAGCAGAAUCGCUUCACCUGCACUUUAAGAACCUUUGACACAUUUCGCACCUUUUAAGUGAAACAAAAGUAUUCGACCCCUGCUGCUCUUCUGCUUUUUUUUUUCAUUUAUCUUUGCUGUUUUUUUGGGGUUUUUUUUUGGUAACUCACUAUUUAACUUUAACACAAAUCUGACACAACCACGUCAAACCCAUGUCAUGGCACAGCCAUGUUCACACUCAAUAUGUUACGUCACAUGCUAUUUCUUGGUAAGUGACGUCUAGCGAGCGUGUGCUUGAUAGAUGUUAAUCUAAACAACCUAAUGAUGCUACCGUAGAUGUAGCAGUAACAUGUGGAUUAUUUUCCUGUUUUACACAAAUACAAUUUCAUUUUUGUCCGCUUGCAGUUACAUUAAAACAGGUUAGAUUCUCUUGUCACUUACAUUAUAGCAGCUACUGUACAUACCUUCUUUCCCUCAACAGCCUCUUUGUUUUUUCCUCUUAACGUUCACAAGACAUAAAAAUGCAGCUUGUCAUUUUGGAGAGACACAAGAAAGUAAAACAGGCUGUUAGUAAGUGCUAACACUGGAGACUCCUUCCAUAAAAGGUCAAAUAAACAUCUCCACCAUAUUAGUGAUUAUACAUUUUUCCUAAGUAAUAAUAUAUUUUGUUGUUUAUGUAACACACCUACUGUCGAGUACCUGUGAAAAAAGUUGUUAAUAUAGUAACUGCAAUGUUUUAGGAAAUGCUAGACAAUCAGAAAUGAGUAACUGUUGUAGUUAUGGUAUACAAUAUGUCAUAAAACCCAUGAAAACUUGUAGCAUUAGCCAGCUAAUAUGUCAUUAAACUUUAAAAAGGUCUCACAGUAAACACCUGGUAGUCAAUGAGUAUUAUGUCAGUCAUGACCGGUUUAUAACGUGGUUAUGUCAGCCUUACGUUGCAUGCUUCUCAGAAAGUGUUAGCCACCUAUAUAAAGUGAAGAUGCUUUAGAGGAGAAAUGCUAAGUGUUUCAUGUAUAAACAGUACACACAAAUAUACAGACUCACUGGUUAUUUAUACAAGCAUAUGGCUUCAGCUUCAGGUCCUUAUUUGUGAAGCAGUUAUUUUGUGUAUAUUGGUAAGAACUGAAGAGCAUCAGCUGUGCUUUGUUGUGCAGUAAAACGUCCUGCUGCUGAGACAUGAGCUCUAAGCUCAGCUCCUCCUUUAAUAAACUUUACAGUUAGCCUUGCUGCUAUUCAGCUGUUCCAAAUACGAGUAAGGAACCAUCCUGGGUUCAGUUUCCCAAAAGCGCUGAAGCACAGAGAUCAUUAAGAAAUGGUCAAGUGUAGCGUCACAAUGAACUCUCUCUCGAAUCGAAUCGAAUCGAAUUGAAUGAAUCUGUUUUCUGGUAGAAUAAAAGAUCUUCUGAGCCACGAGACAGAUCUGAGCUAGUGCAAUGACAAAUUAUGCAUAAUUAAAAUGAUAAAUAUGGAGUGUAGAAUUAAUUCAGUGUUUUAUUAAUGUAAAUAAACUUGCUUUAAAAAGAAUAUUGGAUGUGUUGCAAAAUUACUAUGAUCUGAUUUGAUUUGUCUAAUGUAUGAAUUGUGCUGUAUUUGUUAACAUUAUUGUAUAAUAUUAGUCAAAGAAUUAAUUUAAA